GUGAACUCAAACAUCGAUCAUUCUGAGGUCAGUGGUUGCGAAUUGAACCAUUUCACAAGGACAUACCUAUAAUUUGCCAAUGGAGCCCUCUUUUGCGUUCGGUGAAGUGCUCUUCCUCCACCAACCCUGCGUACCAUCUGCCUCCAUUUAUACCAUCACUCGAAUGAACCAUUAGCCAACCCAACCAUCGAAACAAUGGUGUAUACCGUCACCGUCCUCUAUCCCAACGAAGCCGAUGCAAAGUACGACCUCGAGUACUAUCUUUCGCAUCAUUUGCCUCUUGUCGAUCGACUUUGGAGAAAAUAUGGAUUACAUGGCUGGACUGUCGUGAAGUAUGGUCCGGGUGUCACUGAAGACCGAAUUCCUUACUCCUUCGGAUGUGUGCUCUUCUAUGAGGACGACAAUGCAGCGAAGCAGGCAUUCAAAGGCCCUGAAGCUGCCGAGGUACUGGGCGAUAUCUCAAAGUUCAGUAACAAGCAGCCUUUGUUUUUGUAUGGGAUAUACCUGUACUGA
Aspergillus costaricaensis CBS 115574 is the source of this 513-nucleotide messenger RNA. RefSeq lists its product as uncharacterized. Bases 196 to 513 code for a protein of 105 amino acids. Gene Ontology annotation, molecular function: oxidoreductase activity. NCBI's taxonomy places the organism in Eukaryota, Fungi, Ascomycota, Eurotiomycetes, Eurotiales, Aspergillaceae. The record is from RefSeq and is a predicted model, not a curated record. The transcript is spliced from 2 exons.